Molecule: messenger RNA, 921 nt
Organism: Olea europaea var. sylvestris
Lineage: Eukaryota; Viridiplantae; Streptophyta; Magnoliopsida; Lamiales; Oleaceae
Exons: 2
Coding region: 1-921 (306 amino acids)
Source: RefSeq, a predicted model, not a curated record
AUGGCCAACAGACAAAAUAAUUCAAUUAUUCAAGUGAAUGAAGAAGCAGUGAUUAAUGAAGGGAACAUGCUAACCAAUGUCAUUCAUUUGUUCCAAAAUGGACGUCAAUUUUAUGACAAGGCCGAUGAAAAUCCACAUACACAUAUCUCCCAAUUUUUAGAGAUAUGUCAACAGUUUAAAUAUCAAGAGGUUUCAGAUGAUGCGAUCGGAUUGAUAUUAUUUCCACAUACUCUAAGGGAUAGAGCGCUUGAAUGGCUAGAUUCACAACUUAUUGCUAGUAUCAUUACUUGGAAUGAUUUGGCUAAAAAAUUCUGCAUCGAAUUCUUCCCACCAGCGGAGAUUGCAAAGUUGAAGAAUGACAUAUCCAUAUUUCGACAGGGAGAAACUGAAUCAUUUGAUGAAGCUUGGAAUAGAUUCAAGAACAUGCUUCAGAAGUGCCCUCAUCAUGGCAUCAGUAAAGGGCUCCAGGUCCAAUAUUUUUAUGCAGUUCUACUUCCAUCUUAUAAAAGCAUGGUGGACUCAUCAUCCAAUGGCUCCUUAUCCAUGAAGAUAAUUGAUGAAGCUUUGGAAUUGUCUGAGAGAAUGGCUACUACCACAGCCAUGUGGGCCUUUCAGUGUGUUGUUCACAAGAAAGUACCGGGAGUUUAUGAGGUGGAUACGUAUACAGCAUUGUCUGCAAAAAUUGACUCUUUAGUUCAUAAGGUAGAGAGGAUGUCACAGUCAACCAAUGCAGUACAGGCCAAGAAAGCAAGUUGUGAAGAAUGUGGGGUGGAUCAUAAUACAGUAAAUUGUCCAAUUCUUAUACAAGGUAUGGAAUAUGUUGACUAUAUACAAGCGGGUCAGUGCCAACAAAAUAAUCCAUAUUCAAACACCUACAACCCUAGUUGGAUGAAGCACCCAAAUUUUUCUUGGAGCAAUUAG